Microthlaspi erraticum is the source of this 1104-nucleotide messenger RNA. The record is from the annotation of a GenBank genome assembly. Lineage: Eukaryota; Viridiplantae; Streptophyta; Magnoliopsida; Brassicales; Brassicaceae.
AUGGAUUUAGCGUUGGGCAAAAAGGGUGUUGAUUUUGCUCUGAGGAACAAGAAGUGGAUUUUACUAGCUGCGACUGGUUAUGGGGCCUUUAGGGUUUAUCAUUCUCCUUCAAUUUCCCAGAAAAGGAAGCGAAUCGCUAAGCUCUUCACUCUUCUCCUCAAUCUCGUCGAAGCAGCGUCCGAUUCCGCCGAAGCCGUUAGUGUGAUCAGCAAAGAUCUGACGGAAUUUCUCAGAUCCGAUUCCGAUCAAAUCCCGAACAGCUUCAAGCAGAUUUCCAAAAUCGCGAAGUCUGAUGAGCUCAAUUCGUCUCUGAUCAGAUUCACGGAAGCUAUGACCGUCGGAUUACUCCGAGGUUCCCGGUUAGAUUCCGGUGACGAUGAUUCCGGGUCGGGUUUUACGGAUCGGGUCAUGGAUAAGCUGUUCACGAAGUCCGGAUCGGGUUUCGCUUCCGCGAUCGUCGGCAGCUUCGCCAGAAACUUAGUCGUCGCGCUCUACUCCUCCUCCGGCGAAUCUCCGAUCUUCUCGAAUCCGAAACUACUCGACGCGAUUUGCUCCGACGACGGGAGAAAACUAAUCGGCGAUUGCGUUCAGCGUUUUGUGAGCACCGCGGUUUCGGUUUACCUCGACAAGACGACCGACAUCAACGUGUUCGACGAUUUCUUCGCCGGUUUAACAAACCCGAAACACGAGCAGAAGGUUAAGCAAACGCUCGUGACGCUAUGCAACGGCGCGGUUGAAACGUUCGUGAGAGCGUCGCGAAGACCAAUUGAACCGGAAUUGGACCGGUCGUCGUCUAAAAUGAUGACCGUUGGAUCAAAACCGACGUGGAUCGAUCGGGUAUCGUCGUCGUUGUCCGUACCGAGUAACCGGAAAUACGUGGUGGAUUUAACCGGGAGAGUAACGUUUGAGACGGUGAGAUCGUUGUUGGAAGUGUUGAUUGAGAGAGCGAAUGGUAAAGUGGAGAGUUACGUGGAGAGAGUGAGAGAGAGAGGAAACGAAACGAGGAGAUUCGUGAGGGUCAAAUCGUCUCUUCUUCAUAGUUUAUGUUUGUCUCUGUGUUUACAGAUUGUUGAAGCUCCAUGGAUACUGAAUCCAAGAAACUGA